Molecule: messenger RNA, 609 nt
Organism: Penicillium lagena
Lineage: Eukaryota; Fungi; Ascomycota; Eurotiomycetes; Eurotiales; Aspergillaceae
Product: 60S ribosomal protein eL19
Exons: 3
Coding region: 1-609 (202 amino acids)
Biological process (GO): translation
Cellular component (GO): cytosolic large ribosomal subunit; ribosome
Molecular function (GO): RNA binding; structural constituent of ribosome
Source: RefSeq, a predicted model, not a curated record
AUGUGGGAAGAUUGUGCUGACCGAGUCUUUUUCCUUUCCAACAGGGUCAACCUUCGCACCCAGAAGCGCCUCGCCGCCUCCGUGGCCGGCUGCGGCAAGCGCAAGAUCUGGCUGGACCCCAGUGAGACGACCGAGAUCUCCAACGCCAACUCCCGCCAGACCAUCCGCAAGCUCGUCAGCGAUGGCCUCAUCAUCCGCAAGCCCGUCACCAUGCACUCGCGCGCCCGCGCCCGUGAACUCAACGAGGCCCGCCGGAUCGGUCGUCACCGCGGUCUGGGUAAGCGCAAGGGUACCAAGGACGCCCGUAUGCCCAGCCAAAUCCUCUGGAUGCGCCGCAUGCGUGUUCUCCGCCGCCUCCUCGUCCGCUACCGUGCCGCUGGCAAGAUCGACAAGCACCUCUACCACGAGCUGUACCACCUGAGCAAGGGUAACACCUUCAAGCACAAGCGUGCCCUCGUUGAGCACAUCCAGAAGGCCAAGGCCGAGCGCCAACGUGAGCGUGUCCUGAAGGAGGAGAUGGACGCUAAGCGUGCCAAGAACAAGGCUCUCCGUGAGCGCCGGGCGGAGCGGGUUGAGGCCAAGCGCAACGCUCUGAUUGCCGAGGAGUAA